Penicillium roqueforti is the source of this 2745-nucleotide messenger RNA. RefSeq names its product MFS transporter. The coding region runs from base 1 to 2745 and encodes 914 amino acids. The record is from RefSeq and is a predicted model, not a curated record. Lineage: Eukaryota; Fungi; Ascomycota; Eurotiomycetes; Eurotiales; Aspergillaceae. Gene Ontology annotation, biological process: DNA-templated transcription; transmembrane transport. Gene Ontology annotation, molecular function: DNA binding; zinc ion binding; transmembrane transporter activity. The transcript is spliced from 8 exons. Gene Ontology annotation, cellular component: membrane.
AUGAAUCUCAAAGAGACAAUCUCCAACAAAGAGUUCAGUGAGAAUGUUUGUGUUGAUGGCAUUCAUUCCGGCAGAAGGACAUCACACAUACCACUCUGGCAAUCGUUCAAGAAAUCCCCCAACAUCGUGGGCUAUUGCCUCGCGCUAAGCUCGGCAAUUCUUCUCUACGGAUAUGAUCUUGUCAUAGUGGGGACAGUGGCUGCAAUGCCUCAAUUUCAACUUGUUUUCGGCCAGGAACUCAAUGGAAAGUAUAUCAUCCCCUCGAUGUGGCUUUCCCUUUGGAACGUCUCCAGUUGCAUUGGCUUGAUGUUCGGCUCCAUCCUCGGUGGUUAUUAUCAAGAUCGUCGUGGGCGUCGGAUUACGCUUGCUAUAGGCAGUUUCCUAUCCACCAUUGCGGUCGCAAUAUGCUACAUCUCCGAUCUACCAGACGGAAUAGGAAGUCGUCGAGGGGUAUUCUUCGUCGGUAAAUUCUUCCAGGGGAUUUGUAUUGGCAUUCUUCUGUGUGUUACACAGACGUACAUGUCCGAGGUACUCCCUGUUGCUCUACGAGGACCGGUCAUUGCAUUCUAUCCGAUCUUCACACUUCUUGGACAGCUGGUUGGGUCGAUCGUGGUUUAUACUUCGCUUAAGCAUACAGGCGCACAAUCUUACCGGAUUUGCUUUGCGUCGCAAUGGCCGUUCUCGGCCGUUCCCUUUGUGCUAGCGGCAUUUCUACCAGAGUCUCCAACUUGGUUGUUGAGAACUGGACGGACAGAGAAGGCUCUUAAAGCACAGAAAAAGCUUGAUAACGAUCAUAUCGACUCACAAGCUGUAAUCGACGAGUUACAGGCGUCAAUUUCAGCAGAGGACGAGGAGAGCGCAACCCAUACAUAUGCCGACUGUUUCAAGGGAGUCAAUAUGCGCCGAACUAUGGUUGUGGCUUUUGCAAAUAUGAUACCCCAGAUGUUCGGUUUGCAGCUGUUGGCAAAUGCUUCCUAUUUUAUGCAGAUCGUGGGUAUGGGUUCAUCGAAUAGCUUGAUAUUCUUGAUUUUGGGUAUUGGACUGGGCCUGAUUUCGAAUGUUAUCAGUCUAUGGGCGCUGAAUGUCUUUGGGAGAAGACUUCUUAUUCUACUGACUCUGGGUAUCGUUAUGGUUCUAUGGUUUGCCAUUGGAAUCGCAGGGAUCUUCAAGGGAACAGUGACAAUUUGGUAUACGGCAGUAAGCAUGAUGGCUAUCGCUAUGGUCUCUGGUUUUGGAUCGUGGCCUGCGUCCCAUGUGGUUGCCGCCGAAGCGUCCUCGUUACAACUCCGAGCCAAGAGCCAAGAUCAAGGAAAUCUCAGGGCGAAAACGGGGUUUGUGAUGGCAGGAUUCGCCGCAGUGGCAGUUGUCGGGGCAUGGCUGGCUAUCCCUGAAAUGAAAGUUCUCAAGACUCGGCUCAACGAAGCGAAUAUUCAGCCUCUGCUUCGAGUGAUGUCUUAUAUCGGAUCUAUUUUUGAUAUUUCUUGUCCGUCUCAGUUGCUAGAAUUUUGUGCUCAACGUGCUCAGGACUCAGUGGUCGAAAUUCGGUCAUCAAUCCGGCCUCUUACACCAUUUGACGUUCAAGCUCUGUUGCUUUAUUCUAUCGCUGUCUACUGGUGCAAUGAAACAGAAAGUGGUGUGGAGCUCCUUGACGAAGCAAUUCGCAUGGCAGUAGCCCUUGGGAUGAACAAAUCGGAAUUCGCCCGAAACCACGCUGAAGCUGAUUCUGUACUAGAGGAAAGUUGGCGACGAACUUGGUGGGUGAUUUAUAUCACCGAUGCCCAUAUUGCCGGAUCUACCCAUACGUACCCGUUCCGAACAAGUGGCAUUGAAAUCACUACCGACCUUCCUUGUGAAGAGGAACAGUAUGAAAUAGGGGUCAUCCCCACCCCACGAUCCCUAGAUGAUUACGAGAACAGGGAAUUCCUUGACGAAGAAAAAAGUGAUUUUUCCUCCUAUGCGGAGCUUAUUGGCUUGACCCGCGGGAUUGAUCGGGCCUUGUCCCCGGGCAACAGUGCAUAUGACCAAAUAUACACUACAAUGGCUGCUAGCUGCGACACUAGUGUUCGAGCAUGGUGUUCUCUUCUUUCUCCUGAAAAGAGAGAAUUAAUUCAUCCCGAUGGAUCAUUUGAUGAGGUCAUGUUCAAAGCAUUCUUCAUUAUGCACACAUACACCGUUGAAAUUCAUCGGCCGCUGUCAGCGUUGACUCACAGUGCGAUCGAAUCCGUGUCGCGCUGUGCUCCAUUGGCCCCGUCGGCACACCUCAAAUGCAGCAACGCGAAGGAACGUGACCUGCAUACUGUCAAAUGUACACAGGCUAUUAAUAGCAUUGAUGAACUGUUGACUCUGCCCACUAAUAUGACAACCCAUUCUCCUUUCAUCAUUUGCAUGAUUGCCAAUGUGACUAUUGCGCAUCUUUCGGCUUGCAGGUUCAUCUUUUCUGGCGACCGGCGAGCCAAAAGCCGGGAGAAGAUUCGUCUGACGAUGGGCACUUUGAAGCGUCUAAGUGAGCACUGGACACUAGGCAAACGGACCUACCGCGAGAUCGGGAUUAUCGCCCGAGAAUUGCUAUCUCUCACAACGGAUCCCUCAGUUGGUUUGGAUGCCGUUGACCUGUCCCUUCCGGGUCCAACUUCACCUGCAUUCCCACCAUUGGACACGUUGCCUGACGCCAACUUUGACAUUUGUGCCUUUUUUGAUACGGAUGCUCUUGGCCUAACCGAAACGAGUUCAUUUAUUUUACAAUAG